CCUAAUAAAUUACACGAGGGAGACUUGGCAAAUAGGCAAAGGCACAUCAAAACGAAAUGUCGACCGUUAAAAUAACACCACCAGCAUCAGCAGCUGCUUAUUCUCUCUCAUCAAUAUCAUCAACCUUUAAACGUCCGGUGGUCUUCUGUAAUCCCCAAUUCCAGCAUUGCAAUCGCACCAAUUUCAGGCACACACCCACAAGAGCUCUCGCUGUUUCCAUGUCUUCCCAACCUCUCCAAGUCUGCGUCAAGGAAUCUAUCACCACUCCGAACAAGCUUGGCGACUGUCCAUUCUGCCAAAGGGUGUUGUUGACCUUAGAAGAAAAGCAUCUCCCUUAUGAUAUGAAGCUGGUAGAUUUGACUAACAAGCCAGACUGGUUCACUAAAAUGAAUCCAGAAGGUAAAGUACCUGUAAUGAAAUUCGAUGAAAAGUGGGUUCCAGAUUCAGAUGUCAUUGCAAAGUCUCUUGAAGAGAGAUACCCAGAUCCACCUUUGGCGACACUUCCUGAGAAGAGUUCAGUGGGAUCAAAGGUCUUUCCUGCUUUUGUUGGUUUUCUUAAAAGCAAAGACCCAAGUGAUGGAAAAGAGCAAGAAUUACUGAAUGAGCUCAGUUCCUUCAACGAUAACCUGAAAGAAAAUGGACCCUUAAUCAAUGGGGAAAAGAUCUCUGCUGCGGACCUAUCACUUGGACCAAAGCUUUACCACAUGGAAAUUGCACUGGGACAUUACAAGAAUUGGUCGGUUCCUGACUCACUUCCCUAUGUGAAGUCUUACAUGAAGAAUAUAUUUUCUAGGGAUUCAUUUCAGAAAACAAUUGCAUCAUAUGAGGAUGUCGUUGCUGGCUGGGCUAAGCACAUGGCCUGAAGCUGACGAAGGAUUUGCAGGUAGUCAUGUAGUGGGUUCAAUGUAUAUUGAGCUUCUUCGAUGUUGAUUGUUGGAUACUUCCAUGUUAUUAGUAUUCAGUAACGGAUGUUUCAACGUAAUAAGAAGAUACCUAUUUUGAUCUGAUCUA
Messenger RNA from Beta vulgaris subsp. vulgaris (sugar beet), 1011 nucleotides. RefSeq names its product glutathione S-transferase DHAR3, chloroplastic. Bases 57 to 863 code for a protein of 268 amino acids. The record is from RefSeq and is a predicted model, not a curated record. Gene Ontology annotation, biological process: cellular oxidant detoxification; protein glutathionylation; ascorbate glutathione cycle. Lineage: Eukaryota; Viridiplantae; Streptophyta; Magnoliopsida; Caryophyllales; Amaranthaceae. Gene Ontology annotation, molecular function: glutathione dehydrogenase (ascorbate) activity. The transcript is spliced from 6 exons.